Corythoichthys intestinalis (scribbled pipefish) is the source of this 4047-nucleotide messenger RNA. RefSeq names its product oxysterol-binding protein-related protein 1-like. Gene Ontology annotation, molecular function: cholesterol binding; protein binding. The record is from RefSeq and is a predicted model, not a curated record. The transcript has 28 exons. NCBI's taxonomy places the organism in Eukaryota, Metazoa, Chordata, Actinopteri, Syngnathiformes, Syngnathidae. Gene Ontology annotation, cellular component: plasma membrane; cytosol; intracellular membrane-bounded organelle. Bases 146 to 3049 code for a protein of 967 amino acids.
AACUUGGUCACGUGACUGCUGCCAACAGCUGUCAGCUGAUUGGACAUGUUGGGCCGUUCAAGUUAGGCUAAACAUUUUCCUCUCGGCCAAGUAGUGCUUCAAAAGGGCUUAAAAAACAUCUUAACCGGAAUGCCAGGUUUUGACGAUGGCUAGUGUCACGAUGGAGGACACGCAGCUUCUCGAGUGGGCAAAAGACGGGAGUUCCUCUCGUGUACAGCGCCUCCUUCAGUCGCGGAUCAAUCAAAUGACAUCGCUCAACAUCAACUGUCGAUCAAAGUCCAAAGGCAGCCCUGGAUGGACGCCCCUUCACCUGGCAUGUUAUUAUGGAAAAAAAGACAUUGUGGAAGAGCUGCUAAAAGCAGGCGCUGAUGUGAACUUGCAGGACAACAUGGGGGAUACACCUCUGCAUAAAGCAGCCAGCACCGGAAGAAAGGAGAUUGUUCUGUUGCUGCUGCGUUAUGAUGCCUCUGCCAGUAUCAUCAAUGGAAUAGCACGGAUAGCUAAAGAUGUCACAGAGGACGAUGAAAUUGUAACUAUGCUCGAGGCCGCGGAGAGGAGAGAGGCAAGGCGGCAGGAGGAAAGACUUCUGGACGCUGCAAGAGAGGGGGAUAUUUCCACGCUGUCUAAGAUACUUAGUGGGAAGGAAGUUGAUGUGCACUGCAAGGAUUCGGUGGGCAAUACGCCCUUACACUGUGCUGCCUACAGAGGGCACAAGCAGUGCAUGAUAAAACUGCUUAAAAGCGGCGCCUGCCCUACUGUCAGAAACAACCAAGAGCAGACAGCAAUGGACCUGGUCCGCACUCAUGAACUCAAGCAGAUUCUAAUUGACCAUCAGGACAAGGACACAAAUAACAUUUUGCAGAAGGUUGAAGGCCCUCUUUGGAAGAGUUCGCGACUUAUCGGAUGGCGUCUUCACUGGGUGGUAAUUGAGGAUGGAACUGUUUCCUGGUACUCCAGAAAGGCUGAAUCGGGAGCAAGUGUAAGAAAACAAGGCUGCAGAUCUUUAGCACAAGCUUAUUGCAUGGUCAAACCAUGGGACCAUUGCUUCUUUAUGCUCAAGUGCGCUGACAACUCCGCACUGUGUUUCAAAGUUCCUUCAAAGACUGACUCUGUGGCUUCAAGAAAAAGGUGGUUGGAUGCCUUUGAGGCACACUCCUCUUACAGCACUCGCCACUGCACACCCCGACAGCAAACCGACGACGCGGAUGACGACUAUGGUGUUGUGACAAACAACGUAACACAAGCUUUGCAGGCCGCCAGUGCGUGCCAGCAGAAACUGGAGAGUGAGGUUUCCGUUUUUACUUCUAUGGUGAAGAAUGAGGAGAACUCUGCACUGGCUGCACCUCUUCUCCUGAAAGCCAAAGACUCCAGUGAGCUCUCUAGUCAAACUUGUGAUGCUCUCCAGCUCUGCCUUCAGCUGUUAUCUCAACAAGUGGAGGUGUGGACUUUGAAGUUGGAGCAGGAGGAAGAGAAGAACAAAGCUCUGACGGAGGCGCUACAAACGAUCGCCACUGAGCACCACGAGCUGAAGCAGUCCCUGAGCAAGAACAGGAAGUCGCCAACCCUCAGCACCCUUGCCGAAGAUGAUUUCUAUGACGCUGUGUCAGAGUCCGAGUCGGAGCUGUCCGUGAGCGGCUUUCUGUCUGUGGCCAGCUACUCCUGUGAAGAGGACGAGGGGAAAGACGCCCCCCUUCCCAGCAGCCGCCGCCAUCCCAGCGCGCUCGGGGGGGCCGCCGGAAUGUCAGGGGAGGGUAGUCAUGGCAACCAGAACAAUGCCGCCAAGAAACACAGAACAUCUUUACCAGCUCCUAUGUUCUCCAGAAAUGAUGUCAGCAUCUGGAGCAUCUUGAAAAAAUGCAUCGGCAUGGAGCUGUCCAAGAUCGCCAUGCCGGUAAUAUUGAACGAGCCGCUGAGCUUUCUCCAGAGGCUCACCGAAUACAUGGAGCACACCUACCUCAUCCACCGGGCAAAUGCCACCGCUGACUCUGUCGAACGAAUGAAGUGUGUUGCAGCGUUCGCGGUGUCCGCUGUAGCGUCACAGUGGGAGAGGACCGGCAAACCCUUCAAUCCUCUACUGGGUGAAACUUAUGAGCUCAUCAGAGAUGACUUGGGCUUCAGGUGGGUGGCCGAGCAGGUGAGCCAUCACCCUCCCGUCAGUGCCUUUCACGCAGAGGGCCUCAAAGAGGAUUUUGUCUUCCACGGCUCUAUCUACCCCAAAAUCAAGUUUUGGGGGAAGAGCAUAGAAGCUGAGCCCAAAGGAGUCAUCACACUGGAACUUCCCAAGUACAAUGAAGCCUACACCUGGACAAACCCCACCUGCUGCGUCCACAAUAUUAUCGUCGGCCAGCUUUGGAUCGAGCAGUACGGCAGCGUGGAGGUGGUCAAUCACAAGACAGGGGAGCGUUGCAACAUAACCUUCAAACCUUGUGGCCUCUUUGGGAAGGAGCUCCAUAAAGUGGAGGGAUACAUUCACGAUAAAAGCAAGCGAAAACUCUGUGCCAUCUAUGGCAAAUGGACAGAGUGCUUAUACACAGUGGACCCAGCAACCUUCGAUGCUCACAAAAAGUCGGACAGAAAGAAUUCAGAGGAGAAAAAGGCUAGUAAACGGAACAGCGUAGACGAAGAGCCCGAGGAGAUGCCGCCGCCUGAUGCUGAGACGGUGCAGGUGAUCCCGGGAAGCGAGCUCGUCUGGAAAAUGACACCUCGUCCCGAGAACUCAGCCAAGUUUUACGCUUUCUCCACAUUCGCCAUGCAGCUGAACGAGCUGGAUGAGAAGAUGGAGGGACUUCUACCAUCAACGGACAGUCGUUUCCGGCCAGACAUCCGCGCCAUGGAGAACGGAGACAUCGACGUAGCGAAUGCAGAGAAGAAGCGACUAGAGGAAAAACAAAGGACAGCAAGGAAAAAUCGCGGCAAGUCAACAGAUGACUGGAAAACCAGUCAAAGAUGGUUUCAGCAAGGAGCCAACCCGCACAACAAAGCUCAAGACUGGCUGUACUUGAAAAGCUACUGGGACAGGAAGUUCAUGCAGCUACCUGACAUCUACUAGGACUUACAAAGGUCCAUUUGGACUUCUUUGCAACUUUAAAUAUGUCAGCGUUUUUGGUGUGACAGUAAUGAAAUUAACUAUUAAUUGCAGGUACAUAAGGAACAAUAUAGAACACAAAAGACCUUUAUUCUCUGGAGUCCUAGCAGUAAAUCAUGUUUUCAGUACUAAUUUUUCAUUUGAUGGUUUUACGGUGUGUAGUUCUUUGCAGUUUACAAAAAUGCUAUAGAAAUUUCAUUUGGCUAACUUAUUUUUUUUACAUGGCAGGAACAUGUACAGUAUAGAGUAAGAACAUUGCAUCAGCUCAGUUGUAUUUUUCUACCCCUAGCAAUAUGCAUGUGAAUCACUAGAACUAUGCAACCACCUUCAGAACCUUCAUCAUGUGAGUCGUGGCUAUUAGAGUAUAAAAACUUAUGAUGGAUAACUCUUGGUUUUGCUUGCUUUGAUUAAAGAAAUAAAAAUUGUGUGUUGUAUUGCAUUGUGAGCCUUUUCAUCUAUACCAGGGGUGUGCAAAGGGGGCCAGAUUUGGUGUGUUAAAAAAGUGGGGGGGCCGACCUUGGCUGACGUCCUUUACGUAGAGCAAUAUAUUAAAGCAAAUUUUAACAAGCCAUUCUGUGUGUCACAUUUGCUUUAUUAUUUUUUCUAAAUAAUUUCAACUAGCCUUUGUGGCGUUUUCUUUCGACUCUCGGGCUCUUGCAAAAUACUGCUACUGUGAAAUUAAACUAGCUUCAAGUUGCUGCGUUUCUUCCCUGUAAUCUGGUCGUACAUGUCAGCUUGUCUUAUUUGGUAAUAUCGCCUCACACUGAACUCUUUAAAAUCAGCGACUGUCUCUUUGCAAAUGAGGCAGACACAGUUGUUGCGUAUUUUAGUGAAGAAAUAGUCCAAUUUCCACCUAUCCUUGAGGGGUCGGCCGUCGCAGACAACUGUUUUUGUUGUCGCCAUUUUAGAAAAUCGGAAGGGUCACACGUGGUAAUGUUGCUUAGAGUGCUGCUGACUUUUAG